GAUUAGUGGGCACUGCUGCACCGGCUCGGCCCGUGACCGGUUACCCAGCCGCGUUGGCGUCUCUUCUCCUCUCAUCCAAUCCAUCCGCUGGCAGCGGCGGGACCAGCGCCACUUGGUGCCUUAUUCCUUUCGUUUCUUCUUCCAUCCUUCUCCUUCCCUUCCAGCGUCUAUACCGAAAUACCUCUCCGACGCUCCUCUCCCCCCCGCCCCUCUUAACAGACUCGUAGUAGAGAGUUGAUGAUGCUAUUGCUGCUGCUAUGUAUGCUAUGAAUAGAAUCCUCAAUUGGGUCUACUCAACCUGAACCUGCUCUUAUCAAUCUUCAAUCAUGUUCUCGCCUUUUGCCCCCUUCGAUCUAUCCUUUUCUUACCCUUGUCCCGCCCGUUGCCUCGUCGGCGCAAAUCAUACUUCCGCUCGAUUCUGCUGCCGGUAAUCGUUCCCCCACUGCGGUUUCUACCCCUUUCCUGUAAUUUACCUGAUUUCUUUCUUCUUUUUCUUUUUUUCUUCGUUUGGUCUGCUUCGAAAAUUACACCGUUUCAGAUUCAUCACAGGAAAGGAAAAAUAAAGAUUCUUUAUUGAUUCAUUUUUUUCAUUGUUAAUGGAACCGACCGGUGGGAAGCCCAGCUUCCUCAAAAAUAUUCUGGUGCGUCUGUUUCUCUUCUGCUUGCUUCUCAUCGCCUUCAGGUUUGCUUAUUUGGUCACAAUCCGAGGUGAAUCGUGUGACAUCGGCGAUUUUUGUUUCUUCGCCUUACCGGAUAACUUCAACGUUGUAUCGAGCGUGGGACAGCUGACCAAAUCCUCUUCUUCGGCUGUUAGCUCAUCCUCCGGCAAAGCCGCGCGGUCGACGCCGAGUAAAAUUCCCGAUCUAUGGACGACCAAGGGUUUCCAGAAAGCAGUGGGAUUCUACUCCUCGGUCUUUCAGGAUCUGAUGUCUGAAGCCAUGCUAAGCCCUAAUUUCAAAUCCCUAUGCGUCGACACUCAAACGGGAGCUGACGUCUUUGCGCUGAGAGAGGUCGGCGUUGAGGAUUCCAUUGGUAUUUCAAAGAAGGGUUUCAAGCCGUUGGUGAUUCAAGGGCAGGGUUUUAAGCAGCGGUUCGGCGAUGAGACUUUUGAUUUCGUCUUCUGUGGAAAUGGGGCGGUGGAGAAAUCGGGGAGGCCUGGGGAUCUGGCAGCAGAGAUUGGUCGGACAAUGAAACCCGAAGGGUUUCUUGUCAUCCACACAGGGUCGAACGAUACUUACAGUUUUGAAUCUUUACUUGCUUUGUUCAAUUUUUGUAGAUUGGUCAAGAGUAAGAACAUUGAUGGGUUUGAUUCUAAAAUGCCAUUCAUUCGAGAGAUUGUCCUGCAGAAAAUUAGUGGGGAGGGGUAUAUGAAUCAAAUUGCUGGAAAAUCCAGCGGUGGGUCAGUGGAUAAAUGCUCUGUUCCAAGUUAUAAACGGGAUUUGAUAAGCAAAGCAGAGCCUUUGAUUAUGGAGGAGCCUGCAAAACCAUGGCUUACGCUUAAAAGGAAUGUCCAGAAGAUAAAAUAUCUGCCUUCAAUGGUUGAUAUUAGUUUCAAGCCAAGGUAUGUAUAUGUAGAUGUUGGUGCCAGAAGCUAUGGAUCGAGUAUUGUGAGUUGGUUUAAGAAGCAAUAUCCGAAGCAAAACAAGACCUUUGACAUAUAUGCAAUUGAAGCAGAUAAGACUUUUCACGAUCAGUACAAGUCCAAGAAAGGUGUUAGUUUACUACCCUAUGCAGCCUGGGUGAAGAAUGAGACGCUGUCGUUUGAGAUCAAUGAGGACCCAGGACACAAAAAUGUGGAGAAAGGCAGAGGGAUGGGCAGGAUUCAACCUGUUCAAUCUUCCGGUGCCUCUUUAUCUUCUGGUAAUGUUGAUCGCAUUCAGGGAUUUGAUUUUGCCGAUUGGUUGAAGAAUACGGUGUCAGAGAGGGACUAUGUGGUGAUGAAAAUGGACGUUGAAGGGACUGAAUUUGAUCUGAUUCCCAGGUUGUUUGAAAUGGGAGCAAUUUGCUUGAUUGAUGAGCUUUUCCUUGAAUGCCAUUAUAAUAGGUGGCAGAAAUGCUGCCCAGGUGAGAGAACAACCAAGUACCAGAAAACAUAUGGGCAGUGCAUGGAUUUGUUCACUUCGCUUAGAAGAAGUGGAGUUCUGGUGCAUCAGUGGUGGUAACUGGUAACAUAUAUACACAUAUAUAUAUAUAUAUUAUUCUAUAUACACAUAUUCUUGCUGCUAGUGUAGUGUAGCCUUUCUCAUUAUCAAGCCUUCACUUCAGUUUCUGCAAGUAAAUGAAACAUGUAGCAUUUUCCUUCCUCCCCUUUGUGGAAUACAUCUACUUUGUAUUGUAUUUAUUGUAUGUUAAAGGCAUGGGUAGAGUGUUGUAGUUGUUGCAUGAAAUUGUGUUUCACUGUAAGGACAGUGAAAGAGAAGACAUUACAGAUUCAUUUGAAAUUCCU
This is a messenger RNA of Andrographis paniculata, 2446 nucleotides long. RefSeq lists its product as uncharacterized. The coding region runs from base 597 to 2162 and encodes 521 amino acids. NCBI's taxonomy places the organism in Eukaryota, Viridiplantae, Streptophyta, Magnoliopsida, Lamiales, Acanthaceae. The transcript has a single exon. The record is from RefSeq and is a predicted model, not a curated record.